GAAAUCUGUUAUCAUAAAUUACUAGCUUCGGGUAGAUUUACUACGAUACCGGCAUGGCACAAAUUAUUCUACUCUCAGCACAUUACAAUUAAUUUAAUCGAAAAAACCUUAGUCAAGUAUUGGAUAUAACAUGUCAUCUCGAAUAUCUUCGGUUUCAUGUCUUAAGUAUUUGAAUAGGCGUAAACCCUUUAAAAAGAUAAAUGCUUCAUGCAAGUUUUCAUCAGACGUUCAAAAGACUGAUUCUUUCAAGCAGCCACCACUUACAGAACCAUUGCCAAACCUUCCCAACGUAAUUUAUAGUAAAAAAAAUUUUAAAUCUGAGAAAACGGAGCUUACUAAAUUGUCAAAUGGAAUAAGAGUGGCUACUGAAGCUUCGCAUGGUGAAUUCUGUACUGUUGGAGUGGCAAUAAGUUCUGGAUGCCGUUAUGAAGUACCUUACCCUAAUGGUAUCAACCAUUUUCUCGAAAAAUUAGCUUUCAGUACAACUGUAAAUUUUCCUGGUGAUAAUCAAAUAGUGGAUGAAAUUGAAAAAUAUAAUGGAUUAUGUGAUGCACAAUGUUCCAGAGACGUUGCAAUGUAUGCUGCAAGUUUUAAUAGAAAGCACGUGGAUGAGAUGAUUAAAGUCUUGGCAGAUGUAGUAUUACGAUCUAGAAUGACAGAUGAAGAGAUAUCGUCUGCUAGGAAAAUGAUCCAAUUUGAACAUGAUACACUAAAGUUAAGACCCGAACAAGACGUACUUCUAGAAAAUCUAGUCCAUAUGGCGGCUUUUAAAUGCAAUACAUUAGGUAUGUCUAAACUAUGUCCACCUGAAAAUAUUCCAAAAAUUGACCGCCAAAUCCUUCUAACAUAUAUGAAAAAUCAUUACGAACCUGAAAGAAUUGUUGUUGGUGGUGUCGGCGUCAACCAUGAAAAGCUGGUCGAUAGUGUUCAAAAAUACUUUGUAGAUCAAAAACCAAUUUGGAACAAUGAAAAACUAGAUACAAUCACUGUUGACAAUUCCAUACCACAGUAUACAGGCGGAAUAAUUAUGGACGCAUGUGAAAUUCCACCAUUUCCGGGUCCAUCUGGUUUGGCAGUUUUGUCGCACUUGGUAGUUGGUCUUGAAUCUGUACCAAUGAUAAAAAAUCAACAAGAUUUUAUCGCAUCUUGCGUAAUAAAUAUUAUAAUGGGAGGCGGUGGAGCGUUUAGUGCUGGAGGUCCCGGUAAAGGAAUGUACACCAGACUAUAUAGAAAUGUAUUAAAUAGGUAUGGUUGGCUAUUUAGUGCAACUGCUUACAAUUAUGCUUAUGUUGACAGUGGAUUAUUCUGCAUUCACGCGAGUACAGAACCAAAAUAUGUUAGUGAAAUGGUUAAAGUCAUCGUGUCAGAAAUGGUCAACAUGGCCGGUAGUAUUCAAAGGGAAGAAUUUUCCAGAGCAAAAAAACAAUUACAAUCUUUGUUGUUAAUGAAUUUGGAAGCGCGCCCAAUAAUAUUUGAAGAUAUGGUAAGACAAGUGUUGGCAAGUGGCUAUAGGAAACGACCAGAAGAACUCCUCCAAGACAUUGAAAAUGUUACUGAAGAAGACAUCAUAAAAGUGGCCAAACAAAUGUUGGAUACUCCUAUUACCGUUGUUGCACGUGGGGAUAUUUCAAGACUGCCACCAAUAGAACAAAUUCAGGAGCUGCUUACUCUUAAACCUCAAGGAAAAUUUUUCGGUCGCUUUUAAAUUGCUUAACCAUUUAUAAACUCUGUUGGAACACGACUAUAUUAUAGUUUUUUUGUCUAGACUCUGAAUGUUAUAUGAAUACAAUGUGCAUUAAAUUCUAAUAAUGUUAAAAUAAAAUGUAAAUUUACUAUUUUCGUGUUUAAUACAAAUUUUAUCCCUUAAAGAAAGAUGUUGAUAAAACCAUUUUAUAGUUAUUAGGUUUUGCCGUGUCUUUCUUUUGUUUAAAAAUUUGUGGAUAUAGAAAAAUAUUUAAGUUUUUAACAAUG
Messenger RNA from Adelges cooleyi (spruce gall adelgid), 1971 nucleotides. RefSeq names its product mitochondrial-processing peptidase subunit alpha. Gene Ontology annotation, molecular function: metal ion binding. The record is from RefSeq and is a predicted model, not a curated record. Gene Ontology annotation, cellular component: mitochondrion. The transcript has 12 exons. NCBI's taxonomy places the organism in Eukaryota, Metazoa, Arthropoda, Insecta, Hemiptera, Adelgidae. The coding region runs from base 131 to 1705 and encodes 524 amino acids.